Archocentrus centrarchus (flier cichlid) is the source of this 6479-nucleotide messenger RNA. It is a transcript of the gene iqgap1, whose product is annotated as IQ motif containing GTPase activating protein 1. Gene Ontology annotation, cellular component: cell cortex; nucleus. The coding region runs from base 1 to 4962 and encodes 1653 amino acids. The transcript is spliced from 37 exons. NCBI's taxonomy places the organism in Eukaryota, Metazoa, Chordata, Actinopteri, Cichliformes, Cichlidae. Gene Ontology annotation, molecular function: calmodulin binding; GTPase activator activity; actin filament binding. The record is from RefSeq and is a predicted model, not a curated record. Gene Ontology annotation, biological process: epidermal growth factor receptor signaling pathway; positive regulation of protein kinase activity; mitotic actomyosin contractile ring assembly actin filament organization.
AUGUCAACUUCAGAGGAGGCAGACGGGCCCCGGCCCAGAUACGGCUCUGUACUGGAUGGCGUGGAGAGACUCACGGCCGAGGAGAUGGAUGAGCAGCGCCAGCAGAACAUGGCCUAUGAGUACCUGUGUCACCUGGAGGAAGCCAAAAGAUGGAUGGAGGCCUGCCUGGAUGAGGAGUUGCCACCAACAACAGAGCUGGAGGAGGGGCUGAGGAAUGGUGUCUAUCUGGCUAAACUGGGCAACUUCUUUGCUCCGCAGACAGUUUCCCUCAAGAAGAUCUAUGACCGUGAGCAGACACGAUACAAGGCGACUGGUCUCCAUUUCAGACACACAGACAAUGUCAUCCAGUGGCUUAAUGCCAUGUCGGAGAAGGGACUGCCAAAGAUCUUCUAUCCUGAAACCACAGACAUAUAUGACCGGAAGAACAUGCCUCGCUGCAUCUAUUGCAUACAUGCACUCAGUCUGUACUUGUUCAAGUUGGGUCUGGCACCUCAGAUCCAGGAUCUGUAUGGAAAAGUAGAUUUCACUGAGGAGGAGAUCAACAACAUGAAGAGUGAGCUGGAAAAGUAUGGAAUCCAGAUGCCCGCCUUCAGCAAGAUUGGCGGGAUCCUGGCCAAUGAGCUCUCAGUGGAUGAAGCUGCAUUGCAUGCUGCUGUGAUUGCCAUAAAUGAGGCUAUUGACCACGGUGUACCAGAGGGCACACUGGCUGCUAUGCAGAACCCCAAUGCCAUGCUGGUCAACUUGGAUCCCAACUCUGCUCGGCAGUACCACGACACAUUGUACCAGGCCAAAGGAGGGAAGGUGGCCAGCUCACGCAAGCGGCAAAUGGAGAAUGCCGAGGCAGAGCGAGACAUCUACGAUGAGCUUCUUACCCAGGCUGAAAUCCAAGGCAACGUCAACAAGGUCAACCUGAACAAUGCUUUGAGUGCAGCUGAACAGGCCUUACAGAAUGAAGAUGAAGAUAAGUUGUAUGAGGCACUGAAGGCCAUGGGUAUUCAGAACCUGCUGCCCCAGAACAAAGCAUGGUACCUUAAACAGCUUCAGGGUGACCGAGAGAAUAAAGAGCAGACCUCUCCAGGAGAAGCGCUGACUAAGGAUGAGCUGCAGAGUGGCGUGGAUGUGGCCAACGGAAUAGCAGAGAGCUACCUAAAGCUGUUGAAAGCAGUACAACGCAUCAAUGAUGCAAUCAGAGAAGGCGUGCCUGAAAAGACGGUGGAGGAGCUAAUGAACCCUGACGCACAGCUGCCUGAGGUCUACCCGAGUGCUGCAGACCUCUACCAGAGAGAGCUAGCCAGCCUUCAGCAGCAGAGCCAAGAGGGCAACCUGACCCACCCCGAGCUGCUUGUUGCCGUGGAGAUGCUGUCGUCGGUGGUGCUGAUGAAUGAGGCAAUGGAUGUUGGAGACCGAGCUGCUCUCUGGAAACAACUGUCCAGCACAGUCACUGGACUCAGUAAUGUUGAGGAUGAGUAUGCUCAGAGAUAUAUGGAUGAACUGAUGCGUCUUAAAGCAGCAGCCAGAGAGGAAGGGUCUGACUAUCUGACCUGGAACGACAUUCAGGCCUGCAUCGACCAAGUCAACCUGGCUGUGCAGGAGGAGCAUGAACGAAUUGCUGCCAUUGGACUGAUCAAUGAGGCCCUGGAUGAGGGGGAUCCAGUGAAGACACUGAGCAUGCUUCAGAGUCCCUCAGCCAAGCUCACAGAUGUGGACCCAUCUAUUGCUCAGCACUACCAUGACAAACUCUUGGAGGCCCGCAGAGAGAAGGCUCAUGAGACACAGGAUCCCUCUGCUGUACUGUGGCUGGAUGAGAUCCAAGAUGCCAUUUUGAAGGCAAACCAGGACACAAAAGAAGCUUUACAGUUCUCUCAGGCCAUCCAGGCUGUUAAUCGGGCAGUGGACAGUGGAGAUGCAGCUCAGACACUGGCUGCUUUGCGUAAUUCUGGAGCAGGACUGUAUGGUGUCACCUCUGAGUGUGCCCAGACCUAUCAGGAUGACCUGGCCAAGAUUAAAGAGAAGAAAAAGGAAGAAGGUGAUAAUGGCAGUGACUGGGUGAAACACUGGGUGAAGGGAGGACACAACUACUACUACAACCUGAAAACCGAGGAGGGCACCUGGGUGGAACCAGAGAACUUCAUUCAGAACAACACCCAGCUCAACAAAGAGGACAUCCAGGGAGUGGUUUCGGGGGUAACCACAGCCUACAAUCGAGAGCAGCUGUGGCUGGCCAAUGAAAAUCUAAUAACCAAGUUACAAGCUCGCUGCCGUGGCUAUCUGGUGAGGAAAAACCUAAAGGAGCGGAUGGAGUUCCUGAAAUCCCAAGACCCUGCUGUUACAUGCAUACAGGCUCACUGGAAAGGCUACAAGCAGAGGAAGGCGUUCAAAAACCGUAAGGAGUAUCUGGAAGACCACACUGCUGAGGCUGUCAAGAUCCAGUCGAUGGUUCGGAUGCAUCAAGCUCGUAAGAAGUACAGGGAUCGUCUGAAGUACUUCCAAGAUCACAUCAAUGAUGUGGUGAAGAUUCAGGCUUUCAUUAGAGCCAACAAGGCCAGGGACGACUACAAGACACUGACCAGCGCAGACAAUCCUCCGAUGGGGGUGGUGAGGAAGUUCGUCCACCUGUUGGACCACAGCGACCAGGACUUCCAGGAGGAGUUGGAACUGAUGCGGCUCCGUGAGGAGGUGGUCACCAACAUUCGCUCCAACCAGCAGCUGGAGAACGACCUGAACCUGAUGGACAUCAAAAUCGGCCUGUUGGUGAAGAACAAGAUCACUUUGCAGGAAGUGGUGUCCCACAGUAAAAAACUGACCAAGAAGAACAAGAGCCAGCUGUCAGACAUGAUGAUGAUGACCAAGCAGAAAGGAGGCCUGAAAGCUCUGAGCAAGGAAAAGAGGGUUAAACUGGAAGCCUACCAGUAUCUGUUUUACCUGUUACAAACCAACCCCACAUAUCUUGCCAAGCUGAUCUUCCAGAUGCCACAGAAUAAAUCCACAAAGUUCAUGGACUCUGUAAUCUUCACUCUGUAUAACUAUGCAUCAAACCAGAGAGAGGAGUACCUGCUGCUCAAGCUCUUCAAAACUGCCCUGCAGGAGGAAAUCAAGUCAAAAGUGGACCAGAUGAAGGAGAUUGUUACAGGAAACCCUACAGUAAUCAAGAUGGUAGUGAGCUUCCACAGAGGUGCACGGGGGCAGAAUGCCCUGCGGCAGAUCCUAGCACCGGUUGUCAAGGAGAUCAUGGAUGACAAAACGCUAAACAUCAAGACUGACCCAGUAGACAUCUACAAGGGCUGGGUGAACCAGAUGGAGACUCAGACUGGAGAGGCCAGUAAGCUGCCUUAUGACGUCACUCCAGAGCAGGCCAUGGCUCACGAGGAGGUGAGGACGAGACUGGAAGCCUCCAUCAAGAACAUGAAGACAAUCACUGACAAAUUCCUGUCUGCUAUAAUCGUCUCUGUGGAAAAGAUUCCAUAUGGGAUGCGGUUCAUCUCCAAGGUGCUGAAGGAUACUCUGCAUGAAAAGUUUCCAGAUGCUACAGAGGAUGAGCUGCUCAAGAUUGUGGGUAACCUCUUGUAUUACCGCUACAUGAACCCGGCCAUCGUGGCUCCUGAUGCCUUUGACAUAAUCGAGGUGUCUGCUGGUGGUCAGCUAACCACUGAGCAGCGACGGAACCUGGGCUCCGUGGCUAAGAUGCUGCAGCACGCCGCCUCCAAUAAGAUGUUUCUGGGCGAUAACGCCCACCUCAAUCCCAUCAAUGAAUACCUCAGUGCCUCCUACCAGAAAUUCAGGCGCUUCUUCCUGACAGCAUGUGAGGUCCCCUCGCUUGAAGACAAGUUUAACGUGGAUCAGUACUCAGACUUGGUCACAGUCACCAAACCCGUCAUCUACAUCUCCAUCGGAGAAAUUAUUAACACUCACACACUGCUGCUGGACCAUCAGGAUGCCAUCGCCCCGGAGCACAAUGACCCCAUCCAUGAGCUCCUCGAGGACCUAGGCGAGGUUCCCACUGUGGAGUCCCUCAUUGGUGAAAAUCCUCUUCCCGCUGAUGACCCCAACAAAGAACUGAUGGGCAAGACUGAAGUUUCGCUCACUCUCACCAAUAAAUUUGACGUCCCCGGCGAGGCCAAUGCUGAGAUGGACGCAAAGACGCUCCUGCUAAACACCAAGAGGCUCAUUGUGGAUGUGAUUCGAUUCCAGCCCGGGGACACUCUGACCGAGAUCCUGGACUCAACAGCCACCCCAGAGCAGGAGGCAGAGUACCAGCGAGCCAUGCAGAGGAGAGCAAUCAGAGAUGCUAAGACGCCAGAAAAGAUGAAGCAGGUCAAACCUGUGGUGGACGACAGCCUGACCCUGCAAGGCAAGAAGGACAAGAUCAAGAGUAAUCUGCAGAGGCUGGCAGAGCUGGGCAAGGUUCACCCGGAGAACCGUUAUCAGGACCUCAUCAACGACAUAGCCAAGGACAUCAGAAAUCAGAGACGGUAUCGGCAGCGUAGGAAAGCCGAGCUGGUGAAGCUUCAGCAGACCAACGCCGCCCUGAAUUCAAAGACCAAGUUUUACAAUGUGCAGAUUGAUUCUUACAAUCAGUAUAUCAAGACCUGCAUGGACAACCUAGCCAGCAAGGGCAAGUUGUCAAAGAAACCAGGCGACAACAAGGCUAAAAAGAGUAAACAGGUUUCUCAGAAAUACACAGCCGCCCGGCUGCACGAAAAGGGUGUGCUGAUCUCCAUAGAGGACCUGCAGCCCAACCAGUUCAAGAAUGCUAUUUUUGAGAUUUCUCCAUCAGAGACUGUUGGAGUGUUUGAAGUGAAGGCCAAGUUCAUGGGUGUGCACUUGGAGACAGUACAGUUAGAAUAUCAGGAUCUGCUCCAGCUGCAGUAUGAAGGCGUGGCGGUGAUGAAGCUCUUUGACCGGGCCACCAUCAACGUCAACCUGCUCAUUUUCCUUCUCAACAAGAAAUUUUAUGGGAAAUAGAAAAGGAGAAAAAAAAAAGGGGGAAAAAGGGCUACAGACACUGAAUUUAAACCACAAAACCCAUGCUGAGGGUUGCUUUAAAGCCCUAACCCAUGCAGUCAUACCGACACAUUUCCUCCAGCACUUCUCCAAUGUGCCUACACAAAUUUAUGCAUUGUUUUGUAUUACAUGGAUCACCAUAUGUGCUUUAUUCUUAGUGGAAACCUCUGCUAUGCACAUUUUCUUAGUAUCUUAUCUGUAAUUGCAGCUCAGUCUGAGUUUAAGAUUUGUAAUUUUUUUUGUUUUUUUUUUGUGGCUUUAAAUAUUCUGAAUAUGCUGUGCAUGGGCUUUGAUUUAUUGUAAAAGAAAAGUAUGUUUUAUGUAAAGAGACUGAGCUUUAUGUCUUUAUCAGCUGUUAGUUAGCCUGAUAAACAUCUUCUCCGUCAAAGUGUUAGCGUACUCUUUAGCAGGGUUGUAGUACAUGACACAACAUUUUGCAGGUCCAGUUGGGUCUGGGGCACUCUGUGUGGUCAGAGGAUGCCGUGCAGUGAGAAAAAUUGAAGAGAAAAACUGAAAGAUUUUGCAGGGGUGGGAAGAUGCGCUCCUUAUUUUCAAUCAUGUAUUUUAUUUUGAAAAUACUGGAGCUGGUCGCACAUUAGCUUUGGACCUCUCUGGUCUUUCUCGCUCUCUUUCGCUCUCUCAAACUUGACCCACACCAUCGUCUCAUUUUAAUAUCUAUGAGACAAAGUGACAUCGGACAUGGUAUUUGACAAAAUCAAAGUGCCAUGCUCAUAUUGAGCUGUAAGGAUAGCAAUUUGUUGCAGGAGUAUGACAGAUAACCCCUCUCAAAUCCUGCCUGCACUGGCACUAACCCGGCUCUGUAGCCUUUCCUGUCUUUACUGACAGGUCAGUUUGUUUAACUGGACUGAGCUGGCUGUGACUGCAGCCCUCGUGCUUUUUGGAAUUGAUCUGCAGUGCAUUUCUGCUUCUGGCUCUGAUAUUCAUCAGCGGAAGAAAUGUGGAAUCACUGGAAAUGAUCACUUUUUUUUAAAUCUCUCAUUUUUUUUCUUUAUCUUGUAGAAAACACAUUUAUUGUUACGUUAAAAAACACAGCCUGAUAAUCUGUAAGAUACAAGAUGGGAUUUGGAAUUCUAGAUAUUAAACACUGAGAAUUUUUCUAAUGUCUUAUUGAAAAUACAAAGCCCUACAUCCUUAUUUAUAUUUCAUGUGUUGUCAAUCUGCAUUCUACUGGAGCUGACGUGCAGACCCUAAGACGGAUCAUUCAGCUUGGGUAUGUGCAGUAUUACAGGAACUUGUGGGUCCACUAGAUGUCACUGCCACAUUAUGGUAUUUACAGUAAGUGGCUGUUGAAGCAGCAAAGCUAAAAGCUGAUUGAUUUUCCUUCUUAUGUAGAUUCUUUUUAAUCAGAUGUGCCCACAUUGAAAAGGGGGAUGGAACCCUGCUCUCUUCAUUAUUUGCUCUUAUUCAUUCAAUGAAAUGUAAUUGUGCCUGUUUCAGAAUAAAGCUCUACCAAUGCA